CCAAAGAAUCUCAUUCAACUUCGUUGUCUUGUUGAAUUUUUGCCAAAGAAAAUAAAGAAAAUGUUAUCGAAAACUAAUAAUUAUACAUUUAACAAAAUAAACUGACCCAUUGUUGGGUGUAACAAUGACACAGUGGAAUAUUUAACAAAACUAUUAAAAAAAUAAAUUGGGGUUUUUUAAUUAAAUUCUCGAAUAGUGUGCUGUUUUUGGGGUGGAAGGAAAAAUCUAUACAAAGAAGUAGAAGAAGAAGAAGUGAAGGAAACAAAAUCAAAACAAUAGGCUUCCAGUUAAAUCAUCAGAAAUAUAAAUAUAUUGCCAGACAAUGGAACCCAACGAUGAAGUGGUGGAACGUCAGAAACUGGUCGAUGUCGAGACUGAAGAAGAUGUGACAAACAGCGCCCCCAAAUCAGCUCCAACUCCUGCCUCACCAAUGGCCGUGCCCAAAAUUAAUAUUAAGAGUAUAUCUAGUGGUGAAACAACUCGUAGCCGUAAUUCCGCCUCAUGUUCCAUUGAACGUUCUGAUAAAGUCGGUCAAACAUCUGCCAAAGUAACAUACAUCAAUGAAAGACGUCCUCGACCGCAUUUGCAUGGUACCAACGAUGAACGUUUUGAAUUCAAAUCAAGACCACGUAAACUAUUAAAAGAUUGUGAUUCAAAUAGCCUCAAUGAUAUAACCCAGCUAAGUAGCAGUGACACGCCAAGCGAUGAAAGUACAACAAACAUAGACGGUGAUGAUAUCUAUAAUACGCAUAAUUUUAGCAUAUCGAAUAAAAACCAUAAAAACAACAUCAACAACAAUAAUAACAACAACAACAUAUGUACGACUAAUUUAAGUCAACCAUUUACGGCGACGACAACAAUUGCCACCGCUGUUGCCGCUGUACCGAUUUCCCUGAGCAAUGAUGAUAUUCAUCAGGCAAUUAACAUCACCAGCAACAACAUCAUCACCAUCCAUAGCAAUAACAACAAUAACCACAACAUCAGCGGCAGCAGCAGCAGCGCAACCCCCAACAGCAGUACUGCCUUUCAUCAACAACAGAGUGUUAAUGCGAACAUCACAACAACACCGUCGCGACGCAAACCGAGCGUCAGCACCAGCACUGGCAUCAGCGUCAGUGCCGGCUAUCCCGGUCUCAUGUCAUCGGUGAACACCAGCAACAAUCUCAGUGAUAAAUUUGAUCAACGUCCCAUUAAACAUCAUUCUUUUGUCUCAGAAGUGCCGGAUGUCAAGCAUAUGGAGCGCGCCCUGUUAGGACUGCUGAAUGAUUUCCAUUCGGGGAAGCUGAAAGCGUUUGGUUCCGGCUGUACCAUGGAUCAGAUGACCAAAAUACGCGAACAACAAGAAAGCCUUGCCAAAUUGCAUUUUGAACUGGCCGCCUCCGAGGAAGAUUCGCUGGAGAAUGGUAACGAUUUCAAUGCCGCCAAAGCUCAAGAGAAUAUGUUACAGCUGAUGCAACGCUUGGAACAGCUAUCCAUUUCGAUUGAACAAUUGCAGACCAGUCAUACAGGACUCUGAGAUUUACUGCAAGCAACGUGUGACAACGUCCGUGGCGGAAGUGGUGUGGCGGGAAUUUCUAGUGGUGGAGGAGCGGUGCUAAAAAGGACGAUAUCAGCUGUAUGUGGCGAUUAUGUGGCCAACAACAACAAUGAUGAUGAUCAUGAACGGCCAACAGCAUUACGAACAUCAUCAUUACCACCCUCAUCAUCCUCAUACCAACCUGAAACGGUUGAUGCACGUUUGCUUUUACUAUUGUUGUGAUUUCAUUUUCUAAAAAAACAAAACAAAAAACGGAACAUAAAAAAAACGAAAACAAAAAACAAUUGUAAUCUUAUGGUUCUAUACAAAAAAACAAUAUUAUUUGAUAACCAAAAAGGAAAAACAAAAUACAAUUUCUAAAACCAUGUUAAAGAAGAGGACCGACCUUUUUAAUCCCAAGUUUUUGCAUUAUUUUUUGCUCUCUGUAUAUUCCUUCCCUCCAGAUACUUCUUUAUCAUUUUGUAAAUGUAUAUUUUUCUUUUGUUUGUUUCUCAUUUUUUUGUUAUUUUAUACUGACUGUGUGUAAUCUUUAUAGUUUGUUUAUAUUAUUUUUUUGUUUGCUUUUGAGUUUUUUGUUUAAAAACUAUAAUAAUCUUUUUUCCACGUUUUGUAAAUUUAAGUCAUUUUAUAAAAAAGAAAAGUAAUUAAUUAAGAAAAAACAAAAGAGAAACUAUUAAUUAAUUCACCUUUGAGAAAAAGACCUUUUUUUAUGGUAGUAAGUUUUUUUGUAGGGGUUUUUGUCAAUAAAGAUGAUGAUAACAUAAAAACACAUAGUAGUAACAAACUCAAUUGCUAUUAAUUUUAACAAAAAGUAUUUUCAAAAAAAUAAUAGUAAUGCCAAUAAAAUGGAAGAAAUAUGUUUUAAUUGAAAUUGUGU
Messenger RNA from Musca domestica (house fly), 2414 nucleotides. Its product is annotated as coiled-coil domain-containing protein 28A. The transcript is spliced from 4 exons. The record is from RefSeq and is a predicted model, not a curated record. The coding region runs from base 323 to 1516 and encodes 397 amino acids. Lineage: Eukaryota; Metazoa; Arthropoda; Insecta; Diptera; Muscidae.